Messenger RNA from Diorhabda carinulata, 4559 nucleotides. Its product is annotated as sodium- and chloride-dependent transporter XTRP3. Gene Ontology annotation, biological process: sodium ion transmembrane transport. The transcript has 11 exons. Lineage: Eukaryota; Metazoa; Arthropoda; Insecta; Coleoptera; Chrysomelidae. The coding region runs from base 502 to 2583 and encodes 693 amino acids. Gene Ontology annotation, cellular component: membrane. The record is from RefSeq and is a predicted model, not a curated record.
AGUCUCCUCCAAACCUUCGGAUGUAUCUCCCUACUCUGAUUGGUCUUUCCAACUGUUAAGGGUGAUUUUCCCGUGCAAGCACAUGCUUCAUAUUGAUUUUUGGAAAGGUGCUUCUCACUACCAUUUACAGUGAGCCCAAAACUUUAGUGGAAAAUUAUUUAACGUGCGGCAAAAAUCACGAGAUACUAUUUUUACAUAGCAAACGGAGUUUUUUAGUGAAUUAGAGUGUUAUAAAUAUUGAUAAAUUACAUAAGUUGUGGGAGUGCGUAUUGGAAAGUUCAUGUGUAUUUGGUUUACUUGAUCCUUCUGUUCUGUACAAUUUUCCUACAAGUAUCUAGCCAGUAUUUAGAGAAUAAAGUAAUUACGAUAAAAGAUUUUCCAUUUAUUUAUUUAUUAUAAUAUUUACGUAACAAUAUUCAACAUAGAAUUAUUUAAGUUGGACGUUUAUUGAAUCUAUGUGCCGAAAUUUGGACAGUAGUGCCUAUUCAUUAGACUGAUAACAUGACGGAUAAAGCAUUAAAAUCAGAGAUGACGAAACACGGGCAUGAAUUAGCGCCAUUAAACAAUGGUGUGAAUACAUCGGCAGAACCAAAAAGUAAGCAAGGAGUUACAAUAGUUCUACAAGGCCCUAGAGGCUCCAUAAUAUCGAGAGGUAGUCAGGCUGCCGACGUUGAUCCAAAUCGGGCGGAAUGGUCUGGAAAACUGCAAUUUUUUUUAUCCAUUAUUGGUUAUUCUGUAGGAUUGGGAAAUAUAUGGAGGUUUCCUUAUUUGUGUCAACAGAAUGGUGGAGGUGCCUUUCUGAUACCAUUCGCCAUAAUGUUAGUUAUGGAGGGCGUUCCUCUGUUUCUUAUAGAAUUGGGAAUCGGACAAAAAAUGAGACUGGGAUGCUUAGGGGUAUGGAGUACCAUCCAUCCGUGGUUGGGCGGUAUAGGCAUGGCUUCCUGUAUAGUUACAUUUUUUGUAGCACUGUACUAUAACGUGAUUAUCACUUGGUGCUUUUAUUAUCUUUUCAACAGUUUUCAGUAUCCACUUCCUUGGGAAUCGUGUCCUAUAUACAAUGGUACUAUCGAUGCCGAAUGUGAUAAAUCAUCAGCAACAGCUUAUUUUUGGUACCGAGUAACUCUAGAUGCUUCAGCUAAUAUCGAAGAACCGGGAAUGCCAAAAUGGUGGAUAGUAUUAUGCUUACUUCUAUCAUGGCUCGUUGUAUUUUUUAUCAUGAUGAAAGGAAUACAGAGUUCUGGAAAGGUUGUCUAUUUCACAUCACUCUUUCCUUAUGUAGUACUAACAAUAUUUUUUAUACGUGGAAUAACGCUUAAAGGUGCCAGUGCUGGAUUAGCCCACAUGUUAACACCGAAAGUUGAGAAAUUGAUGGAGCCGAAAGUGUGGCUCGAUGCAGCUACUCAGGUAUUCUAUUCGUUUGGAUUAGCCUUUGGAUCGUUGAUCGCCUUCGGAUCGUACAAUACCCCUAAAAAUAAUUGUGUUAGAGAUGUUAUUUUGGUAUCGAUUUGUAACGCUGUUACGGCAAUUUAUGCCAGUGUUGUUAUAUUUGCUAUUUUAGGAUUCAAAGCUGUUACUAAUGUGGAUAAAUGUAUAAUCGAUAAUAAAAAUAUUUUAAUGACUCAUGGAAUUUUGAGAAAAAUGUCUCCGGAAAUGGUGUCCGAUGAGGCUUAUCAAAACGCACUUGUUCAUGCUAAUAACACCCUCAACGUCACCGAUUGUUCUUUAGCAAGAGAACUAGAUGCGGCGGCAGAAGGUACAGGUCUGGCCUUUAUCGUGUUUACCCAAGCGAUCGUCGAAUUACCAGGAGCACCAUUCUGGGCAAUAAUUUUCUUUAUGAUGCUUCUAGCUCUUGGUAUUGGGUCUCAGAUCGGAAUGAUGGAAGGAAUGCUGUGUACUGUCUUUGAUAUAGAAAUAUUCAAAAGAGUCGGCAAGAUUUACGUUACAGCUGCUCUCUGUUUGAUAUGUUUCUCCGUUGGUUUAAUAUUCACAACAGGAGCCGGCGAAUAUUGGUUAAGUAUGUUCGAUUCGUUCGCCGGAACUAUUGGUUUGGUGGUUGUCGCCUUUCUGGAGAUGAUGGCAGUUACAUAUAUUUACGGUCACGAAAAAUUUACUAAAGACAUUUUUGAAAUGACCGGUACUAAGCCUGGACUAUAUUGGCAGAUUACUUGGAGGUAUUUAGCUCCGGUUAUAAUGAUGAUUAUAUUGGGUUCGUCAAUUGUGCAAAUGUUCAUAGAGAGUCCAAAAUAUCAAGCGUGGAGUAAAGAAGAAGGUGACGUUAAACCUACACCUUAUCCAACAUGGGUAAUGGCUAUUGCUAUUUCCAUGAUCUUGGCAGGGAUACUACCUAUUCCUAUAGUAUUUCUCUUGAGGAGGUAUCAGAUCCUGAAACUAGACGUUAAUAUUCAUGAAGGAUCUAUCCGAAGAAUAGAUACAACGGUAUCUACCAAAGAAAUGAUCACAGAUGUUGAUCUCUAUGAAGACGACGUAGAUGAUUUAAGGCCGUAUCACGAUUCCGAUUCAUCAGAUGAUGACGAUCUUCAGCUGGACACAUCAAUAGGCCGAAAAAUCCACAUUGAGCUUUAGAUUUUAAAAAUAAAAAGAUGUUUUUGAGUACAAUUAUUGUUGGUAGUUGACACAGGCUGUUUGUUAACAGGGUACACAUAAUUCAAUAAUUUUUAAUGACUCAAAGUCAUUUUUAUAAUCCCCAUUGUUUUUAUAUGAAUUUCUUUCAGUUGAAUUUAUGAUAAUAAAGGCGUUAAUCAUGUCUCGCUAAUAUGAAAUAUAAGAACUCAGAGGAAUUUGUGUACCAGAAGCAAAAUUCAAGUUGGAUUCAUCACCUCUUACGUUCUCGUCCGCGUUGACGGAUAGACGUUGGUACGCGAACGCGGGCGUUUGUGUUUGUAAAUCACACUCCGUAAUCUGUUUAAUUUAGGUUGAACGCGAACGAUGGCGCCAACGCGAACGCGAGCGUAAAAGUUCAUAAAUUGAACUUUCCACUAUAAAGUUCACGCUCACGUGCUCAAGUUUUUCUUUCCAUUCUGGACUUUAGAAACACGUCCAAUACAUAUAGAAUGUUAGCUUAACUAAAUAGCAGUGUUUCGUACAAAUUAUCUCAAAUCUCAAACAUUGUUGAUUAUAUACUAGCGCGGAGUUAAUGAUGAAUUUGAAGUCUCGUGGAAUUAAUAGUCAUUGGAAAAAAUCGCUAUUGAUUUCGAGCACCAGCAGUGAUUAUGUCGAGGAUCCCACAAUAGAAAUUUACUUCAAUGAGCUUAUCAUUAAAAAAAUACAUAACAGAGCGUCAUGAAAACAAUAAAACUCAUCCCUCGUCAUUUAAGGGUCAUACUUCACAGAAAAAGGCAUGACGACGUCGCCGGCUACGUAUCCAAAUAAUUCGUAUUGAAAUAUACAUCCCUUUAUUAAUUUAGCGACGAUUUGGGAACGUUGCCAAUUUGGAAGCAACUGUUGACACGCUGUGUAAGUCUGGAAAAUGUGUACGGGCAAGAUGCGUCUCAAUCACUCAGUCUUUAACCGGUCGUCAAGACGGACCCAUAAUGAGCUUCGAUGCAGAAAUAUUCAUCGUAGAAUGAAAGUGUUGUGAUAAAAAGUAUCGGGACUAAAUCGUAAAUAUAUUCAAAGAAAAAGACGAGAUGACGAUUCUUCUGGACUUUUCUUAAAAUUAUAUCUUUUUUUGUCAGUUCAUUUCUAAAUAAUCUCAAUAAGUCAUCAAACGAUGAGACUGACAUUAUCGGGAAGCUAAAAAACUUGGAAGCACAUUUUCUUACAUCUUCAUAUUAGAAAAAACAUCUUUUCAGCUUCGAUCUGAUAUGAAAGGCUGGACCCAUAACGUUUUAGGUUUCUUCAUUUUUAACUUUUUGCGACACAUAUAAUAAAUAAGUGCAAUUUCUUGUAUGCACGACGCGUCCAUUCUCGAUAUGAGGACUGAAAGAGCUGACUGACAUAUGGUCGCCUCCGGCUACUCCAUUUGGUGAGGUAGCCAUGGCUACGUAACUGGCAACGUCGCCAUAACGUCACAGUGAGAUAGGUUCCUAAUUUGAGCUACGAACAUACAAAGAGUUGUGCUAAAAAAACGACAGCUCGAAACAAACGGAACGCGAGCACUUUCACCAAUCUAUACAAAUCGCAUUCCAGUUCGUAAAUGUAUACGAAUUGUACGGCGAAUCUUUUACCUUCCAUAUAUUAAGAAUUUUAAAGAUACAUUUAAGAAAUUCCAGCAACGUAAAUUGAAAGUUAAAAAUGACGUCGUAUUAGUUGAUAGAUGUUGAAGGAACUAGGAAGUGAUAACACAAUUCCUUUUUCUCUAUCCUAUUAGUUUGUGACUAACUAUUUCGCACUUUCCGAAAGUGUACUUACUGGGAAUAAUAAUUUUAGCAAAAUUUGCAUUAUUGGUAAGGGUCUAGUAUGGAACUUAAAUAAGCAGAUUGUAAACACAUGGUGGAAUGAAGAUAUAGUGUAGUUGACCAACAAAUUACGCGAGCUGAGUGUAUUGUGCAAAUUACACGCGCUGUUCAGCCUUUAAGCUCAUGCUAUUUCGACAAAAA